GUGCAUGUGAGAAAGCGACAGCUAGUGGGAGGCAAGCUUUGUGUGGAGAAACAGAAUGAACGCGCAUUAGAUGCUGUUAUUUUAAGCUUGGGUAUUUAUCCGCUUGUUUAAUGUCGCUUUCUGUACGUAUAUGAAGUGAUAUUUUACGGCUUUAGCAUCGAGAGAGGUUUCAUCCUCUUAUGGCAACAUCGGCAUAUCAUAUUAUCAUCAUCACCUCCGCAAGGAAAUAACGGGCAGGGCUGCUGGUAUAUUUAUUUAUUUCUCCCUCAUGAGUCCUGCAACGUUGUGGGAAACGCGAUCGAGCCAGCCAGAGAUAUUUUACUGAUCAUGGAUUAAUGGUUGCGUGAGCUGUAUAUGAAAGGCUUCCAAUGCUGAAUAUGUCAACUCCCAGCGACCUCAAGUCUACCUGCGUGACACGGAACGGCAUGGUCAAGCUGCCCCCCCAGCCCAACGGCCUCGGUUCAGCCAGCAUCACCAAAGGCACUCCAGCUGCCAAGAACCGCCUGUGCCAGUCCUCCUCUGUGCCCACCAUCUUGCCUCCCCCCAGCCUCCCCUAUCACCUGGAACCCCUGCCCACAGCGGCCUCGCUGCUGGGCCCCGACCUGGACACAAGCCCUGUGACUGCCAUCAAACCUCCCCUGAGGCAAUUCCCCAAGCCCCUGCUGGAGAGGCAGCUGGUGUUGGACGAGAAGGUGCUGAACCGGCUCUUAUGGUACUUUACCACGGCCGAAAAGUGCAUUCUAGCCCAGGUGUGCAAGACGUGGAGGAAGGUGCUCUACCAGCCCAAGUUCUGGGAAGGUGUGACGCCCAUCCUGCAUGCCAAGGAACUCUACGCUAUUCUGCCCAAUGGAGAGAAGGAGUUUGUUAGCCUCCAGGCUUUCGCUCUAAGAGGCUUUCAGGCGUUCUGCCUGGUUGGCGUCUCUGAUUUGGACAUUUGCGAAUUCAUCGACAACUAUCCGCUGUCAAAGAAGGGAGUCAAGUCUGUCAGUCUUAAGAGGUCGACUAUCACAGAUGCAGGACUUGAGGUGAUGCUGGAGCAGAUGCAGGGGCUAAUGCACCUGGAACUCUCCGGCUGCAAUGACUUCACAGAAGCAGGCCUGUGGUCCAGCCUGAACGCCCGGCUGACUUCUCUCAGCGUAAGCGACUGCAUCAACGUAGCCGAUGAUGCCAUCGCUGCCAUUUCCCAGCUCCUUCCCAACCUGUCAGAGCUCAGCUUGCAGGCCUACCACGUGACAGAUACAGCCAUGGCCUACUUUACCGCCAAGCAGGGCUACACCACCCACACGCUGCGCUUGAACUCCUGCUGGGAGAUCACCAACCAUGGCGUGGUCAACAUGGUGCACAGCCUGCCCAACCUCACCUCCCUUAGCCUGUCGGGCUGCUCGAAGAUCACAGAUGAUGGUGUAGAACUGGUUGCUGAGAACCUGAGGAAGCUCAGGAGCCUGGAUCUGUCCUGGUGCCCACGCAUCACCGACAUGGCCCUGGAGUACAUCGCCUGUGACCUGCACAAGCUGGAGGAGUUGGUUCUGGACCGAUGUGUGAGGAUCACAGAUACAGGCCUGGGUUAUUUAUCCACCAUGUCCACAUUGAGAAGUCUUUAUCUGCGCUGGUGCUGUCAGGUCCAGGACUUCGGAUUACAGCAUCUUUAUGGCAUGAGGAGUCUUCGCCUUCUUUCUCUAGCAGGCUGCCCUCUGCUGACCACCACCGGCCUAUCAGGCCUGAUUCAGCUCCAGGACCUGGAGGAGCUCGAACUAACCAACUGCCCCGGCGCCACAGCCGAACUCUUCAAAUACUACUCCCAGCAUCUGCCGCGCUGCAUGGUCAUCGAGUAGAGCGAGAGUUUCACGUGUGCGCCGGCACCCUCCACAUCACCAAAACUUCCUCCUUAAAGACUGAUGAUAUACCCGACUUCAUCCUGGACCCACGGGGAGAACUGACAAAGAGAAUUUUUCCGGAGGGGUGAAAAGGGAUCGACACGGAAGACGUAGAGGGGAAAUGUGACGAAAGGUCGAAACGGGCCUUGACUGAUGAUGAGCGAGAACGAAAAAUGUACAAACGGCGGCGGGACAGAAGCUUGAUCUUUCAUUCAAUAACACGAACCCCAACACAUACAUGAAACGUGUCCCUCCAGUGUACUGAGAGACUGGCUUCCAUGUCUCAUCUUACUGUUUUAUCUUAAAGUGAAGAAGGUUACUGCAAGCUGUCGAAGAUAAAGAGAGGCGAACCAAUAAAUAAAAGGGAAAGUGUGAGUUAAAGGAUCCACUGCAACAGGGUCUCUUCGCUUUGUCCAGCGGCACCCAGUUUUUCGCUCCUCUCGCGUGGUGCUGCCUCCAUUUCUGUGUCUUAUCGAAAACUUUCGAGAUGAACAGCUAUGUAGAUUCACAUCAACGCUACUUGUUUAUUGUCAUGCGUUUCUCUUUCGUCUUUGUUUAAAUAUUAUUUUUUUAAGUAUUAUUUUUGAUGAUAAGGAUUACUGUGAAACAUUUACGGUACGCGACGGAGGUUUCAGGCGCUUUCAAUAAGAUGGAAAUCCAGGUACGGACUUAAAAGAGGUACUGUUUAUUUUGAAAGGAACGAGCAUAAUCGGACACAGUCGGAAGGUUAUUUUUUGUCCAGCAGAAAGACAUUUUCAGGUAUUUCGAGUCCAGUUUUUUCGGGAACGGAAGGGAAAGAGCAGCUUUUACAUUUUUACUGUGGUUCAGAGGGACUGUGGUUUGUACAAUAGAGAUAGCUCGGCUUUUUAAUUCAUCUGCUUUGUUUUAAUUCCAUUUUGAUGUCAAUAUUAGUGGCUAAUGUGCAGGUUUCCAUAUUAAUCCCGACUCAAAUGAAGAUGAGAUCUCCGGGUGAUCCCAUAAUGCAGACUAAUGCUUAUAUUUUGUCACCAGGCCAAAUCUUUACAACAGCGGACAGCAUGGCAUUUCUAUUAA
Molecule: messenger RNA, 2927 nt
Organism: Misgurnus anguillicaudatus (oriental weatherfish)
Lineage: Eukaryota; Metazoa; Chordata; Actinopteri; Cypriniformes; Cobitidae
Gene: fbxl16
Product: F-box and leucine-rich repeat protein 16
Biological process (GO): SCF-dependent proteasomal ubiquitin-dependent protein catabolic process
Cellular component (GO): SCF ubiquitin ligase complex
Molecular function (GO): protein binding
Source: RefSeq, a predicted model, not a curated record